Girardinichthys multiradiatus is the source of this 5890-nucleotide messenger RNA. It is a transcript of the gene bach2a, whose product is annotated as BTB and CNC homology 1, basic leucine zipper transcription factor 2a. Gene Ontology annotation, biological process: regulation of transcription by RNA polymerase II. The record is from RefSeq and is a predicted model, not a curated record. Gene Ontology annotation, molecular function: DNA-binding transcription factor activity, RNA polymerase II-specific; RNA polymerase II cis-regulatory region sequence-specific DNA binding; protein binding. The transcript is spliced from 5 exons. NCBI's taxonomy places the organism in Eukaryota, Metazoa, Chordata, Actinopteri, Cyprinodontiformes, Goodeidae. Bases 191 to 2356 code for a protein of 721 amino acids.
GUCAACAAAGCAGCUCCUGAAUCAGUGAACGCGCUUCUUGUCCACACUCAGAACCUGAUUCGGCUCCAUGUGGACCUGCAGCGCUCGGUGACGGACCAGCUCAGACCCAGGUUCGGCACCAUGCGGACACGCUGUGACCUGUGACGGGCCGUGGACGAGGAGCCGUUUGUACAGGGUGUCAGAGGAAGUGAUGUCGGAGCAGCAGCAUGACAGUGAGGCGUCAGCGCCUGUGUACGUGUAUGAAUCCAAGGUGCACUGUGCCAACGUGUUGCUUAGCCUGGAGGAGCAGCGUCGGCGGGGUCUCCUCUGUGAUGUCACGGUACUGGUGGAGGGCAGGGAGGUCCGAGCACACCGGGCUGUCCUGGCUGCCAGCAGCAGCUACUUCCUGCAGGUUCUGCUGGGACACAGCGAGUCAACAGGCAGCACAGAACCCAUCAUCAGCCUGCCAGACAAGGUGACAGCCAAAGGUUUUGCUCCGCUGCUUCAGUUCGCCUACACUGCCAAGCUGGUGUUAAGUCGAGAAAACAUCCAUGAGGUCAUUCUUUGCGCUGACCUUCUUGGUGUGCACAACUUGGAGGAUUCCUGCUUCCAGUUUCUUCAGGCUCAGUUAGAGAGUGAUGGACAGCAAUCCAGGAAUUGCAAAGCGGAAUAUGAUGAAGAGGAUACCAUAUUUUCCCAAAACCUUUCCUUUGAUAACUGUUUGGAGACAAAGAAGCAAAGCUAUCAAACAGCUGAUGCUGCUUUACCUCAUGAAGACCUUCCACAAAGUCCUAAAUCCUGGAAGUACCAGCACCAGGUUUGUGACAACAAGCACAAUGGAUUAGGUCAACAGACCAUUCCCACUCUAACCUGUUCAGAGCCAACAGAGUCCAGUGCUGCUCCUCAGACUAUUUUUACCCCCUCCAGGAUUAAAGAGGAAGCCUUUGAGGAGGCAGGACGUGAGAGGAAUGGCUUCAAUGCAGAGUUUGGUACUGAAGAGGUUCUGGAGAUGGAGUUGGAGGUAGAGGGGGUUCCAGUGGUAGAUAAGCCCUCUGCAGAUCAGGAACUAGCCUCAUCCUGCCUGCGUUCCUACCUCCAGCGAGGUGGCUUGGAUCUUGGCACCAUGACGGGCAGCACCAUUCAGCAGCUGCUUUCCAACCAUCUGUCCAUCAGCCACUACAGGGAGCUUCUCAAAGACCGACAGAGGAGUAAGACGGACUCUCUGAGCCAAACUAACCUCAAUGACGUCAAUGACAGGGACAUGCAACAAUUCAAAACUUCUUCCUCUCGGUAUGAAGGAGAGCUCGACAGACGUACUGUCAUUUUCUCCUCUGCAGCCGGUGAGCAUCCUACGUUGUCCCACAGAGAAAAAAACUCCACCAUGGAGCGAGUUGAGACUUCCUCAUCCGAUCUGACAUGCCUCACUAGCUCUCCUGUCUCAGUCAAAACUUUAGCUGCCUCUCCAGUACCAUCUGAACCCCAAACUCAGACUUCCAGCUCCCACUCCUCAUAUCCAGACGAUAUACCCACUGGUAGCUCGCCGAGCCUGGCCUUUGACCUCUCCUCAGUUGGUUCAGUCUCGGCUCUUCCUCAUUGUCUGGUUGGGGUGGUGGAGGCCCGGACGCCUCUCAGGAGUGAGGUAGUCUUCAGCCAGGGCCACAUCAAGAUCAAAAGUGAGCAGGGGUUUGGUACCAGUGGAGGAAACUCCAGCGAUGAGUCUGAAUCAUUCUCAGAAGACGACAGUGAAGGUGGUUCUAGAGUCUCUGGCCCUGAGGUGAAGCUGCCAUUCCCUGUGGAUCAGAUCUCCAACCUCCCUCGCAACGACUUUCAGGUCCUCAUCAAGAUGCACAAACUCACCUCAGAACAAUUGGAGUUCAUCCACGACAUCCGUAGGCGCAGCAAAAACCGCAUCGCUGCUCAGCGCUGCCGCAAGAGGAAGCUGGACUGCAUUCAGAAUCUUGAGAUAGAGAUCCGAAAACUGGUGUCUGAGAAGGAGAAGCUGCUGAGCGAGAGGAACCAGCUUCAGGUCUGCAUGUCAGAGCUCUGGCAGAACCUCUCCUUCCUCUCGCAGCAGGUGUGCAGGGAGGUCCAAAGUAGCCAGACUCCGCCGGCCUCCGCCACCAUCGACCUCACAUCAGAUUCUCCUUUAUCCUGUCUUGACCAGGACUCUGUGAAGGCCAGAUGCGCUGUGUCGUGGCAAGGUGAGGUCGGAGAGAACUCUAAGCAACUGGAGAGUGGACAGCCAGUCCAGGAAGACGGUCCACUAAUUCUGGUAUCCAAUGAGGAAGUGUGUAGCCCCACAGUGACAGUGGAUUUCUGUCAGGAGAUGACUGUGAAGUGCACAACGGAAGAGCCGGACACGCAGGACUCAUCUUGAGCAGAACCUGUUUGUUUUCCUGAGUGAGACACCUGUGAUCUCAUCAGUACUAAUGGAGAGGUGAGAUCUGGACGGGGCAUUAUGUGUUUAGCAGAUGUGUUUUUUAUUUGGACCGGUGUGAGUGAAGAUGUCGGCAGCUUCAUUUCCUAUGUUUAAGAGUUACAUUCUCCGGUUAUCUCGGUGUUUCUCAGGAAGUGUACAAAUUGCUCAGUUUUCUCCUCCUUAAUGCCUCAUUAACUCUUCCUUAACUCUUACUUACUUACAAGUCCAUAAUAAGUGUAACAGGUUUAACAUGAGCACCAAACCAGAUUCCCUAAAGCUGAGGAAGACUCAGCGCUCCAUGUAGGUCUACAAAAGAAGCCCAUGAAGGAACAGUUUUUAAAGAGGGAGAGUUGUUGUUUACCAAAUGAUUUCUCUUUGGCCUGCUGACGUCCAUCAAAGGGUUCCGGAUGUCUGUGGAGCUGUUUUCUUGGGAAAACAUGGAAAUAUCUCCAUGUAUGAGCACAGUGUCACUCGGUGGCCUUAUCUGCUCCCACGGAGGAAAACAUUCACAUCAUCACAUAAUAAACAGCGGAUUAGAACAACUCCAGGUCAGUUUGUUUCUUGCCUGUUCUUACCCUCAAUUUAAAUCCAUACGUUAUCAUGCUGCCUCCAUAUUGAAUUUGUAAAAAACUAUUUCAGGCCCAUCUAUUUAAACCACUGGUGUAAGUAUUCUCAUGAAUUAUAGAAUUUAAAAAUGCCAAAUUUGGUCUGUGACCUUAUUUAGUUGUUUAUUGUUAUCUAAAAUCUUUGUAUUUUACUUUGUUUCCUUUUAGUUUAGUUUUAAUCCCCAUUUGGGCCAAUUGGCAAUUUAAAAUCGGAAUAACUCUUAAGUGAUCUCCUGUUGGUAGAUAUUAUUUAUUGAAAUUAUAAUAAAAAGAUUUCCUUAUAGCAGACUAUAAGUAGAGUAUAUAAAGGUGGGUAUGAACUGAGGCAUGGUCAGUAGGAUAUAUUCUUUGAUAAACGGCACAAAAACUACUAAAACUGCAAAGGUACAGGUAUGAAGUGACCUGCAGCUGUGAAAACUGAAGCAAGCAACAGAAAUCACCUCAUCAAACUUAAGUAUAAAUUCACAUCUCCUAAUAUGGAGCUAAUGCAACACAACCACAAAGAAUAAAUCUGUCACACCAGAGGAUUAUGAUUUAUGAAGCAAAAGCGCAAAUUAAAAGAAAGACUUCCUCAGGACUUACAAGAUGCAAUGUCUAAAAAGAUGUAAUGGAGAACAAAUUGGGUUUACAAAGCUGCAUCUGAACAAACCACAUAACUUCUUGAACAUUGUUUUAUGAACAGAUGAGAACAAAGUAGAGAUGUUUGGCCUUAAUGCAUGGAACCAUGUACGAAGGUAACAAAACAUCAGCAGCUCAUCACAAUGCUUCACACCAACUGUCAAGCAUGGUGGUGGAGGGCUGAUGAUUUGGGCUUGUUCUGCAGGCUCAGUACCCGGGCACCUUGCUUUCAUUGAGUUGACCUUGAGCUUCUUUGUAUUCUAGAGUCAAAUGUAAGGUUAAAGCUUGGUUCAAACUGGGUCUUCAGCAAUAAUCUGAAACACAGCACCUAAUCUACAACAGAACUGCUGAAAAGGAGAAGAAUUGUUGGAGUGGCCUAGUCAAAGGCCAGACCUCAGCCAUAUUGAAUUGCUGUGAUGGGACCUUAGUAGAGCCAUGCAGAAACACAUUUCUGCAAACCUCCACAGUGAUGUGAGAAGCCUGAGAAAGUCAGACAGAUAGUGACUACCUAAAGUUACAUCUGCUAAAGCUGCUAAUGUUUGUUUAUCCAUUGAUUCUUUAAUUUAUUCCUCCACAGUUUGAAGGAUUUAUUCUUUGUUGGGUUGCUCCCUUUGUCCAAUAACUGAUGGUGCAUAAUAUUAGACAUCCAAUUAAACUCUGUUUUCCCUCGACUUUCAGUUUCUUCUUCCUGUUGUCAUAGAGCCACACCUGUGGGUCGGUCCGAGUUGCUGACCACUCCCCAGUCGGUUCACAUUCCAGCUCAGCGUUUUCAGUAUUUAUCGCUUCAUUUCACUCUCGUCUUUUCUGUAUGAAAAUCAAUUUGUGCAAUAGGCAAAGUACAGCGGUUAAAUUGAACUGCAAACUGCCACAGUUCACCGGGAUUUCCUGGAAAAUGGAGAAUACCUCGAAACGACCGGAGUGGCGUUUUAUAAACAGAAUGACAAGCUUUUUAUUUAAUGAAGCAAUCGGUUUCCUAAACUGACUGGAAACAAUAAAAAUCAAUCCUGCACAUGAAUUCAUGUGAUUCCUGAUCACUCUGAUCAUCAAACACACCCUGUGUUUUAUAGACUAUCACUGCUGCCCACUGUUAAAAUAACUUCACACACAUUUUAAUCUUUACUCCAGUUUAUAUGUAAAAGUCAAUGCAGAAUGACAUUCAACCAGACCCAAAAUGCAUUGAUGGAUUUUUUUAUGGAGCUAAAAUGAUUUAAUAACUAGGCUGUAGCAGAAAACUCUCAUUAUUCUGCAUCUGCAGCUCUUAUCCACGGUAACAAAGGCCCCUUGGUGAUCAGACUGUUUGCUGACUGCAUAUGAACAGUUUUCUCUGAACACUCAGAGUUAAUCAGAUGGGAGGUGGACCUCCUGUGGUUCAGAGGAGGAAACAUCAGGCAUAUAAACCAAAACUUUUAUGAUGAGCUCAGAUAUUUCAGUUCUGCAGGAAUUUCCUUUAUUUUCACACUCAGAAUGUAUUUAAAUAUCUGUAGAUGUGUAAUUGGUGCAGGUUGGAAUUGUUAAAAAUCAUUCAAAAAUAACUUGCUGUGUUUAGAUUUAUUUCAUUCUGCCUUUCAUCUUAAACUGAUUCAGACUAAACAGAGUUUAUCAUUUCUGCUCCCAGAUUCUGCAGCAGCUGCGAAAUAAAACUCAAACGCUGCUCUGUGUCCAUGCAACUUUAAAAUUCACAUAUCAUGUAAAUUUGUUGAGCCACUAAUCAAUUUGUUCUGACACACCAGUUUGUCUAAUGGUGGAUGGUUUGAAGCCAGAGCUCUAAAUAAACACUGUGGCACAGUAUUGAUUGGUGGGAUGCCAAAUUCAUGUGUUGAAAAGUCGAUGCAGGAGCACGUGGCUGCGCAGAGUGCUGCUGCUGUUUGUUUCAGGCUCCAACAUGUUCCGGUGCCUCCUGGAGUCCACGGUAGGGUCACAGGGUCACUGCGGACACACACGGCAGGAGAUAUUUACCACAGUAGGAGAUGUAAUAAAUCCAUCUGAAGCAGCUAUAUUGAUUUUGUUUUAUUUCUUUAUUUGGAAUCUUUGACAAAAAAAAAUGCAUGUGAAUCUGAAUUUGUUUGUUCCCCUUGUUUUUUUUAUCUGUUGAGAAAUAACCUUUUAUUGACUGUAAUAUUUGACCUCCAGCUCUGACUGUUGUAAUCUUUCUGUAACAUAGAAUGAAGACUGAAUAAUUCAGUCUGUACGCUGUUUAUUUAGUCCAAAAUGUACACUGUUUUCAUGACUUUUUGAGAAAAAAGAUUAAAUCUUUCUGGUGCGGCUCUAA